Molecule: messenger RNA, 1692 nt
Organism: Oryza brachyantha (malo sina)
Lineage: Eukaryota; Viridiplantae; Streptophyta; Magnoliopsida; Poales; Poaceae
Product: adenylosuccinate synthetase 2, chloroplastic
Exons: 4
Coding region: 48-1517 (489 amino acids)
Biological process (GO): 'de novo' AMP biosynthetic process; IMP metabolic process
Cellular component (GO): cytoplasm
Molecular function (GO): adenylosuccinate synthase activity; GTP binding
Source: RefSeq, a predicted model, not a curated record
CAUUCGUUCGUUCCGCACUCCUUUUCCCUCCACCGGCGCCGUCCGCCAUGCCCUUCUCCGCUCUCUGCCUCGACCCCGCCGCCUCGCUCUCCUUCCUCCCCGCCGCCGCGCGGCCCCCGGCGCCAUGCGCGGUGGCGCCGCGCUCGCGCCGGGCGGUGAGGGUGAGGGCGGAGGCCUCCGUGGUGACGGCCGCGGAGGAGCCGGCGUCGGCGGCAGCGCAGGGGCGGCUGGAGUCGCUGAGCCAGGUCGCCGGGGUGCUGGGCACGCAGUGGGGGGACGAGGGGAAGGGGAAGCUCGUGGAUAUCCUCGCGCGGCGGUUCGACGUCGUCGCGCGGUGCCAGGGUGGAGCUAAUGCUGGACAUACUAUAUAUAAUUCAGAGGGAAAGAAGUUUGCACUGCAUCUUGUUCCAUCAGGCAUCCUCAAUGAGAACACACAAUGUGUGAUUGGUAACGGAGCAGUGGUUCAUCUUCCUGGCUUCUUUAAGGAAAUUGAUGGGUUGGAAUCAAAUGGGGUUUCCUGCAAAGGAAGAAUUCUAGUUUCCGAUCGUGCCCAUCUUUUAUUUGAUUUUCAUCAAACUGUUGAUGGGCUCAGAGAGGUAGAGCUUGGAAAUUCCCUUAUAGGAACAACAAAGAGGGGAAUUGGACCAUGCUAUUCGAACAAAGUUACAAGGAAUGGACUUAGAGUCAGUGAUCUGCGGCAUAUGGAUACCUUUGGUGCUAAACUCAAUACCUUACUGACAGAUGCAGCUCUUCGCUUUGAAGGAUUUGAGUACAGUACCAAGACCCUUAAAGAGGAGGUUGAGAAGUACGAAAAGUUUGCCGAGCGUUUAGGACCUUAUAUUACUGAUACUGUGCACUUCAUGAAUCAGUCAAUCUUGCAAAAGAAGAAAAUAUUGGUUGAAGGUGGUCAAGCCACCAUGUUAGACAUUGACUUUGGCACUUACCCGUUUGUUACUUCCUCAAGUCCCUCAGCUGGUGGUAUUUGCACCGGCCUUGGUAUUGCUCCUAGAAAUAUCGGUGAUCUCAUUGGAGUGGUAAAAGCUUACACAACCAGGGUCGGCUCUGGUCCAUUUCCAACAGAGCUGCUGGGUAAGACUGGUGAUUUGCUUCGUGCUUCUGGAAUGGAAUUUGGGACAACAACAGGUCGGCCAAGGCGCUGUGGCUGGCUUGAUAUAGUUGCACUCAAGUACUGCUGCCAAAUAAACGGUUUCUCGUCUUUAAAUCUGACAAAACUCGACGUCUUGACUGGUCUCAAGGAAGUAAAGCUGGGAACUUCAUACUGUACCGAAGAUGGUAACUCAAUCGAAUCAUUCCCAGCAGACCUUGAUCUUCUAGAGAAAAUUAAGGUCAAAUAUGAGGUCCUACCUGGUUGGGAGGAUGACAUCUCCUCGGUACGAAGCUACAGUGAUCUCCCAGAGACUGCUCGUUUGUACGUGGAGAGGAUAGAGGAGCUGGUUGGUAUCCCAGUCCACUACAUCGGGGUAGGACCUGGCCGUGAUGCUCUCAUAUACAGAUAAGACUUUCAGGAAGCACAUCUCAUAUCAGAUCCCUUGUUCAGGAGAAUAUUGUUUCUUUUUCUUUCCUAAUAAGGACAUUGGUUGGCUGGAGUGUAUAAACCUUCAAAUUGUGAAGGCCUGGAGGGUGCAGGAAUUCCAACAAACAUGGUUAUACGAUCCCCAUUAUCCAUCGGUA